Molecule: messenger RNA, 575 nt
Organism: Amoebophrya sp. A25
Lineage: Eukaryota; Dinophyceae; Syndiniales; Amoebophryaceae
Source: the annotation of a GenBank genome assembly
GAGAAGCUGGAUGGUUUGAUUCGGACGUGUUUUGAGCUCUAUGGGUUAAUACGCGACGUUGGAACGCUGGUCUUGAAACUCUUCUUCAGCUUGUUCCUGAUGUAUUACGGAAAUUGGAAGAUCGGAGCUACUUUCUACCUCCUUUCGAACGUGAUCGGAAGCGGGACGUUGUUUUAUUUAAGAGAUAAAAGGGUAUCUAAUUUACUUGACCUCUUGCCAGGCACAUCAAUCAAUCAAUCAAUCAAUCAAAACAGUAGGUUUUGUUCUCAGGGAAAUCCCGGGCAAUCUGCUGAAUAGAUCGCGUCAUCAUGUGGUUUGCUCAUAUUCCAUAUUCAUCUUUGGCACUUCAAUGAGUGGUCAUUUUAAAUAGAGACUAGAAUGGACUUUACCUCCUACUCUACAUUACCUCCUACUCUACAUUACCUCCUACUCUACCUCUACGUACACUCACACUCUAUCGUGCCAAUCCUACUCUACUGUACGUGCCAAUGAUCGCUCUCACUCAUCGUCAUCUUUCUUCAUUUCCCUAUCUCUUUCGAUUUUCGUGGUAUUUUUUACGGUACUGCGUUGCGGAC